AUGCCCCCGAGGUCUGGCAAUGUGGACCUGCACAGCGUGCCCAAGAGUGACGGGCAGGGCGACGGUUCGAAGGACACGCACCAGGACACCGACGGCGACGCCUCGAAUGAGACCACGCCAGGGUUUGCGAAGAAGCUGGAGAUUUUCAGGGCCCGCCUCAGAGAUCUCGAACAGCUCGCGCAGGAACCUGGCAUGGAGUUCGCAUCGGAAGCCACGACGAAGCUGCAAGAACAGAUCGACGGGCUGCUGGCACCAAAAGAAGCACAACUACCAGCAUGCUACGCGGAAGUGGCCGUGCGCCGCAGUCUCCGCGGAGCAGAGAAAGCACAGACAAAGGCAGACGCCCAAGUGGUGAAGCUCAAGCAGCAGCUCGAGGACAUCCAGACUCAGCUGCACAUCGCAGAGAACAAGGCCGAGCAGGCGGGCAAGAAGGUCGAGUCCCUCCGCGUCAAGGAGCAGGAUGCGGAGGGCACCAAGCAGUUGGAGGCGGCCCUCGCGCCCGCGGCGAAGAAGAAGGCGAACGCUGCAGAGAAGAUGGCGGUGGCGAUGGAAGAAGACGGGGCAAGCCUCAGCGGCGACUGCCCACGCUACAAGAGGCGCGCCUGUGCAGGCCCCGAGGAGCAGGGCGAGGUCAUCCUCCAGCUCAAGGCCAAGGCAAGCCCCCAGGAGAUCGCGACAGCCCUCAAGCAGGCCGGUGUCAAGGACGAUGAAGUACAGAAGCACGGUACCAGGGCAGACAAACUGGUGUUCAUCACGUGCAAUGCGAACACCUACAACCAGUUCGAGAAGGUGCUGCACCAGCUGCGCUACCAGGUCCAGGCGUCAGUCGUCUUCGGCCAGGAGCUCCAGCUGGCGCCCAAGCAAGUGGAGUUGCUGUCGGCCAGGCGCAGCAAAUCUGGCUGGAAGGCGGCAGUGGUUCCCAGCGCACCUACCAAGGAAGGCACGAGGGCGGGGGUGAUGAUCGCGGUGCCAAGCCGCAUGGGGAUAACCUACCUGCCCGGCAAGGCUGUCUACAAGAUGCGAGAGCUGGCGCCCCCAGCGGUCAGGGACAAGGGAGCCCCGACGGCGCGAGCUAUGGCAACAGAAUGGGUGGCGAGUCGCUUGCGGGACCUGGUGCACAUCCUCAGCAGCGGCUCGUGCGAGCCAGGCGGCCAAGAUGCGGGCCGUAUCAAGUCCAUCAAGGAGGCAAAGACCCAGAAGUGGGCCCUCGUCCAGCUCCACCAGUUUGGCGAGGAGCUAAACACCCCGUGGUCCCACGUCUUCGAGACCAUCCUGGAAUGCACGAAGGAGCCGCAGGAGCUGUCAGAGUGCCUGGAAUACCUCCAGUACUGGCAGCAGGUCACGGCUAGCGAGGCGGACGAGGCGAGGCAGAGCGAGCUCAGGGAAUCCACCAAGCCCUGGCGGGCAUGGGCUCGCAACCACAGCGAGAAGUCCGCGGGGGCCCUGCACAAGUGGACCAAGUUGAAGGUCCCGUGGGAGCCCUUGGUACCACACAACGCGAGAGAGGCAAAACCCAGACUCUGUGAGCCUCCAGAGACAGUCCCCGCGGGCGAGACGUACCAGCACGUCGCCAUGAUGAUGAGGAGAGUGGUGCUGAAUGGGUGCGACACCGAGGGCAGCUUCUGGGCGCGAGGGAUCGCGGCAGGAUCCGUGUUCGGCCCGCUGAACUUGCCCCUCGCCCCCAUCGGCACCAUCGACGACAUCUACGUCGCGAGCCCGAGGGCCGACAUGUGCCUAUACUUCGACGACCUCGCGGCGUCGAACCGAGACGACGUGGACGCAGUGGCGGCGCUCCACACGAAGCUGACCGACGAGAUCAUCUUCGCCUUCGAGCAGGCGCUCGAGCUGCAGGUAUCGAGAGGCAGGGACGGCAAGACCGUAGACGCGGUCUCGCAUGGCAGAGUGGAUCGGCAGCUUGGCAGCCAGUACAAGCAGAUGGGCAUUCAGGUGGUGCGAGAGGCCGUGCAUUUGGGUGUGACCCAGUCAGCUGCGCGGCGACGUCGUGUCGAAGCCCAGUCCAAGAGGAUCAUGAAGGCGAAGGCCAUGAGCUGGAAGAUCCAGAGGGUCAAGGCCGCAGGAGGCGCAGCGGAGAAGGUGGUCAAGCUCGGGAUCGUGCCGUCGGAGCUCUACGGCACACGCGUUCAGAGCGCCACGGACACGCUGAUCACCAUGCUCAGGCAGACGGUGGCGGCGGCCUUCCCUGGCUGCUACAAGGGGGGGUCGGCCGCGCUGGAGCUGCUGGCGGAGGACGCGGACCCUGCCGUGAUCGCCACCGCGGGGCCCAUCGUGGAGUGGGCCAGGGCGAGGCAGGAGGUGACGGACAUGGCUACGCGCGGCCGUGGGGCCCAGUGA
Messenger RNA from Prorocentrum cordatum, 2352 nucleotides. NCBI's taxonomy places the organism in Eukaryota, Dinophyceae, Prorocentrales, Prorocentraceae. The record is from the annotation of a GenBank genome assembly.